Molecule: messenger RNA, 387 nt
Organism: Penicillium daleae
Lineage: Eukaryota; Fungi; Ascomycota; Eurotiomycetes; Eurotiales; Aspergillaceae
Exons: 1
Coding region: 1-387 (128 amino acids)
Source: RefSeq, a predicted model, not a curated record
AUGGCAGCGGCCCUGAACGCUCUGGACGGGAUCGGUACCCAUACCGAUCAUGUGCUCAUCGUUACUACGAACAUCAAACCAGCCCUUGAUCCCGCUCUGACUCGUCCCGGCCGAAUUGACAACGAGUAUGAAUUUCUCAAUCCCGACACAUCGACUAUAGAAUCAUACCUCCGUUUCUUCUUUGAGGCGGAGUGUCCUAGCCCGGAUUCGACAAAGAGGCUUCAUGAACUGGCCGUGAGGUUUGCUGAAGCAAUUCCUCAUAGGUCGCUGGCUCCAGCUGUAAUUCAAGUCUACAGCUUUCAAUACAACGAAAUCCUGGAGGCAGUCGUUGCCAAUGUGGCCAAGCUGGUGCCAAGUCAAAAGGAUAUGCAUAGAAAGACGUUCUGA